AUGGCAAAUAAUGUAUUUUCUCCAAGAUCUCCCUCCUUUGACAGGCGCAUUAGUUACCCUGAAGAUCUCUCAGAGGAUCUAGCCACACCUUUCUCCAAGAGAUCCAGGGGUAGACCUAAAGGCUCCAAGAACAAACCUACACCACCUACCAUGAUCAUGGUAGACCCUGAAACCUUCAUGGAACCUAUUCUUAUUAAAAUUCCUGUUGGAAAAGAUGUCAUCGAGUCGAUAAGAAAGACAACACGUUGUCAUCAAGCUGAUAUAUUAGUGUUGAGAGGUUCUGGUCUUGUCUCUGAGGUUACACUUCUCAACUCGGCGUCUCUAAACUCUCCAUUCACUAUCAGAGGAAACUUGCAAAUGACAUCUCUUACUGGAACUUACUUUAAUCCAGAUUCUGAUCGUGUUCCUUCGGAGUUUGUCGUCGACCCUGCAUAUUCUUCUUUUACCAUUUUCUUGUCUGAUAAUCAUGGUCAAGUAUUUGGUGGAGUUGUUAGAGGAAAGGUUAGGGCUGCAAGUGUUGUUUUGAUUUCUGCCACUCUUUGUAGGAAGCCAAAGUUUUAUAGGAUGACCUCCAACAAUGGAAACCACCGUGAAGAUAAAAAGGUUGAUCCAAGACUUGAUGGUGCUGUCGUCCAUAAUGAUGUUGUUCCACAACAUAACGACAAAAACAACAUUGCCAAUGUGUCCAAUGCUCAUGCACUGGCACAACCCCACUUUUACUAA
Molecule: messenger RNA, 723 nt
Organism: Vicia villosa (hairy vetch)
Lineage: Eukaryota; Viridiplantae; Streptophyta; Magnoliopsida; Fabales; Fabaceae
Product: AT-hook motif nuclear-localized protein 28-like
Exons: 1
Coding region: 1-723 (240 amino acids)
Cellular component (GO): nucleus
Molecular function (GO): DNA-binding transcription factor activity; minor groove of adenine-thymine-rich DNA binding
Source: RefSeq, a predicted model, not a curated record